CAUUUCCAUGCUUAAUUUUCCAUCACACCAAUUUCUUGAACCCUAACAAGAAAACCCCCAUUUUCUAUCACACCAUUUCUUGAACCCUAACAAGAAAACCCCAAUUUUCCAUCGCAACAUUUCUUGAACCCUAGCAAGAAAAUCCCUUUCUGUGUGUUCUCUUUCUGUAAAAAUCAAAGAAGGUUUCAUGGAUUGCUUCAGCCGUCUACCAUUAGAGACCACAUUGGAAAUUUUAACCAGAGUUCCAGCCGAAACGAUCCCUGACUGUAAAUCAGUAUGUAAAAUUUGGGGAAAUCUUCUUCGUCCUGUAUCAUUCUCUAAAAUUCACUUCCAUCAUCACAAUCAGGACGAUGAUUCUGGUAAGUUGAGUUUUCUUGCUUCAACUAGUAAGAAAUAUAUGGAUUAUGAUAACCUAGAGUUCAAAUAUUUUGAGUAUAACAAGAAUCAUAACUCAGAAACGUCUAUUGAGAGAAUUAAAAAGGUUAAUUUCAAACCUCCAUUUAGAGAUGCUAAGAUUGUUGGUUCUUCUAAUGGUCUGCUUUGUCUUACUGGAACCCCAUCUAUUUGUAUUUGUAACCCGAUUACUAGAGAACAAAUAAUGCUUCCUGAAAUCAAGACACAGUAUUGUGAUAAUCAUGAGCAUUGUAUGUGGGCUAAUGGGUUUGGUUACCUUUCUUCAACAAAUGAGUACAAAGUUGUAGCAAUACAUGCUUCCUCGGAGCCCAUAUUCAUAGAUGUCCAGAUAUACACACUAGGUAGUCGCAGCGGAUGGAGAAACCUUGGAAGAUUCGAUAUGGACCUCUGCCAAUCAUCUUAUGCGUUUUUACCACAAGGUGUCUUUGCCAAUGGAGCUCUUUAUUGGGUUUCGGGUGAUUUAGAAAUGAUCGUUACCUUCGACUUGACUCAGGAAAAGUUUUGUGAAAAUCUGUCACCACCUCCUGUGCCACCAAAUGGAUUUUGGACUUGGAACACAAUAGGAGUUUUGGAUGGGUGUUUGUAUGUAGCUGUUUGGCAACUUGUCGAAGGAGAUGAAACAGAAUGGUUUGACAUAUGGCUAUUGAAAAAGAAGAACGAUAAUCAUGGCAUGAAAGAGAGCGAGAGAUAUCAGUCAUUUGGUUGGACUAAAGAGUUUAGGCUUAUACAAAGCACAUUAGUAGCUGUUACGAAGAGUGGCGGUGCUUUAACUCACUCUGCGGAGUGGUUCAAUAUUUACGGCCCAAAAUCUUCUACCUCUAAAAGGUUUGGGGAUCUUAAGGAAUGUUUUAUUCAUGAAAUAUUUCCACACAAAAACACCUUAGUUUCGUUGAAAGGCCUAGGGGAAGAAGGUACAAAGAUAAUGGAGCCGAUUGAAGUUGAAAAGGCAGGAAGACGUGAUUUGCUUUUGGAGCAGCCGGAAGAGGUUGAGGCCCUGGAUGCCUUACUUUCAUUGAAAGAAAUAUGGGUAAAGGAUAAGGAGAUUAUGGAGUCGAUUGAAAUUGAGGAGACAGAAAGCCAUGGUUCUUCUUUGGAGCAGCUGGAUGUAGAUGAGGCCAGGGAUUCCUAGUUAUAAACUGGUACCUAAUAACCCCGCACAUAACUGACUACAACAACCGAUACUCUUUCUCAACACGCUUGCUGUCUUUGUUUUGGUGGUUGCCAAGUUUCCAAACAUGCACACGGUCUGUAACUUUGGAUCAAUGGAGAAAAUGAACCCAGACAUGCGGUUCAUGAUAACCCAGACAGCAUUCUAGGAUCAAGUACUCUGUCCCGGCAAUGGCGUGAAACCGAAUUUUUUGAUAGCUCCAGUCAAGAGCUAGAUGCCCAUCCAACUUCAUAAUAUAAAAGGACUCAUGGGAGCUAAUGCAAUCAAGGUCAGACAUAUGGUGGCUGAUGAAAUCAAGGUCCGAUAUAGCUCUGUACUCCUCUCUUCCAACAUCAAAUGCCACUAGUGUCAGAACAAAAUUCUAGUAAUGCGUCCAAUAUACGGUACCAUUCACAUACACAGAACCAUGUUUUACUUGGCAGUAAUCUGACGGUGGUACCUUAUCAAUCCUUCUCCAAGCAGUGUCCUUGCCUAGAGUCAAGAUCUCGCACAUUCUGUAACAUGCCUCGUACACAGGGCGGUGUUCGUCUAAUGUUGUGUACUCCCCACACCCUUCAAAAUAUUGAAGUAACCAUCCAGAUAUUCUCCAUAUACAUAUCACUUUGUAUUCCUUGGUUGCAGGGUCAAAUCCAAAUUCGUAAGUACGAGACACAUAUACUUUCGAUAAAUCACACCACUGCUCUACUUGUGCUAACACAGGUUGGCUGUCCAGUAACUCUCAAAGUUAACGAGGGCUCUCAACUUAUUGUCACGAGGAAGAAGCAUUAUAUGGGACGUAAAAAAAAUUUCAGUUGCCGGCUAUGGUGUAAAUCAAUUAAGGAUUGCCAAGGUUUGCUUACACAUUUGAAACGCAUAAGGGAUUUCAAUGGGAGUCUGCUCAGUAUCUUGCACAGUAUUUGAUCAUCGUAGCUGUAGCUAGUAUCCUUCAUCUUCUUCAUCGUGGUCAUCGUCGGCGACAAAAUCCGCCAAGGUGAACACUAAAUAAGAUUAACUAGGUUCCCGAGUUGGUCCUGAAUUGAGUUUCCGUUCCCGGGUUGGUUCUGAAUUUCCGAGGACGAUAUAUAUUUGGAAUACCAAGUAAAUAAGCUGACGUUGGCCUGAAACCGACAGUAGUAAUAUUAUUAUUUCCUUUUUUUUUUUUUUUUCUUUUACUUUGGUUUGUAUUUAGAUAGCUUUAGAUUUAAGCAGUUACCGCGUAGCUUUAUAUUUAAGCAGACUCGGUAAAAUCGUCCUCUAUAAAUAGAGGAUGCUCGAUUGAAUAAUCUAUCUUCUAAAUUUUUUUCUCUCUCUCGAAUAUUAUUGAUUGCGAAUUGAAGAAUCAGAAUCAGAAACAAUGUUCAACAAUUCUGCACCUACGUUUGGUACACAGCAGCAGUCGGUUUUCGGGCAAAACAACAGUUUUUUUCUCCUAAGCCUUUUGACACUCCUACAACUCCGUUUGGUACUCAGGCAGCGGGGUCUAUGUUUAGCGGCACUUCAACGAGUAAUUUCGGAGGAGGAACUCCGGCUCUUUCAUUGCCGGCGGUUGGAAAUACAGCAUCAGCCCCGGUAAGUUCCUUUGGCACAACUCCAGCUUUCGGUACUACAUCCGCCUUCGCCGGAACUUCUAUAUUUGGGCAGAAGCCUGCUUCCAAUGCAAACACUCCGGCUUUUGGUACAACUCCAGCCUUCGCUACUCCAACUACACCGGUCUUCGGGUCUCAACCAAAUACAGGAUUCGGGUCCCAACCAAAUACACUAUUCGGGUCCCAACCUAAUACAGGCUUCGGGUCCCAACCAACUGCAGGAUUCGGGUCUCAACAAAAUACAGGCUUCGGAGGGGGAUUUGGCAACCUAGGAUUUGGUGCUACACAUGCUGCUUCCACAACCGCUCCUCCUUUUGGUGCUCAACCUUUGAGUUCUAGGUUUGGCCAACCAAAUUCUGGAUUUGGUAACAACCCUUUUAGUUCAAAUCCGGCUCCCUUCGGAUUCCAAAGUUCUUCUAUUAGUAUGCAGACUACAACACCCUCUACAUUUGGAACUCCAGGUUUCGGUCAACCAUCACGUGGUGGAAGCAGAGCAGUGCCAUUCGCUCCUACAAAUACCGAGGAACUUCUUGGUGGGAAGACUGAAAUACAUAAAUUUCAAUCAAUAUCUUGUAUGCCUGUUUAUGCAGAGAAAAGUCAUGAAGAACUGAGAUGGGAAGAUUACCAGUUGGGUGAUAAAGGUGGUCAAAUUACUCAGCCAAAUUCAUUUACCUCUACGACGACAAAUCCCAACCCAUUUUCACUUGGUCUUCAGAAAACAACUACCUUUACUGGUUUCAACACUUCAGGGACGGCUGGAUCAACACCAUCAAACCCGUUUGCAACAGGUACAUCAUUAACGUCAACAAAUGCAUUUAAUCAACCCAGUAUUACUCCUGCAUCCACUCCAUAUAAUUUUGGAACUACUCCUUCAUUCACCACCACUCCAGCCUUUACUUUUGGAACUACUCCUUCAACUGCAACCUCGCCUUUUAAUUCAAUACCCGGAGCAGCCAACCCCUUUGUUACACCAUCUGCAUUCCAACAGCCAAAUACAGCCUUUGCACCAGUAAGCACAAGAUCUGCUCCUCUGACGAGCACGGUUGGUACACAAAAUUCUAGCGUCUGGAACAAUACUUUCAAUUCAACGCCUGCCUGGAACAGUACGAGCAUUGGCCAAACAAACGCAUCGCAACAGACUACCCCAGCUUUUAGUUUUCAGCAACAAGGCCAAACAAACCCAGCACAGCAGACUCCGCCAGCUUUUAACUUCCCUAGCAGCGGUUUUCAGCAACAAGGCCAAACAAACCAAUCACAACAGACUCCGGCACCGGCUUUUAACUUCCCUAGCAGCAGUUUUCAGCAACAAGGCCAAACAAACCCAUCACAACAGACUCUGCCAGCUUUUAACUUUCAUAGCAGUGGUUUUCAGCAGCAACAGACAUCAAGUGGUUUUGGGCAGAACACCUUUCCCCAACUGUCUACUGGCAACCAAAGUAAUCCACCAGCUACACAACCAUCUGGUGUUACAAUGAAUCCUUUUGGAACACUUCCUGCAAUGCCUCAAAUAUCAAUUGGACAUACAAGAGCUGCACCAUCAAUUCAAUAUGGAAUAUCUAGGAUGCCUGUGGUCGAGAAAGCGGAACCUGUCAGAGUUUCCCCCUUGUUGAUGACUUCUAGACAUUUGUCUCAGAACAGGAUUAGGCUACCUGCUAGGAGAUCUGCUAACAACAAGAGCUCAAGGGUGCCAUUUUUCGGUGAUGAUGAGGAACCUCCUAGCACGCCAAAAGCAGAUGCCCUUUUCAUUCCAAGGGAGAAUCCAAGAGCUCUUGUUAUACGCCCCCUUGAACAUUGGACCUCAAGAGUCUCUGCAGAAAAAUCAAAGAAUACCAACAAUACUCCUCUGCACGAGAAUGGUAAAGUCUCCGAGAAAGAUUUAGGUUCAAGUUUGAAUGGCUCUAUCAACCAUGAAAACCAUAAGAGUAAUCCAUCAUUGGCAGAGAAUAGCAAUGACAAGGAGCGGACAGUAAAUGAGAACGGGGCAGAUAUUGAGGCGCUGAUGCCAAAACUCCACUACUGUGACUACUACACGGAGCCUGAGAUUCAAGAAUUAGCAGCCAAGGAGAGGGCAGAGCCAGGAUUCUGCGGUAAGGUGAAGGACUUCAUCGUUGGAAGGCAUGGGUUACGUAGCAUCAAGUUUGCAGGAGAGACUGAUGUGCGAAACCUUGACCUGGAGUCCCUGGUACAAUUCAACAACCGGGAGGUGAUAGUUUACCUGGAUGAUAGUAAGAAGCCCCCAGUUGGACAAGGACUGAACAAGGCUGCAGUGGUGACACUCCUCAACAUCAAGUGCUUUGAUAAGAAAACUGGACAGCAAUACUUGGAAGGGGUUAAGGUUGAAAAGUUCAAAGAGUUGCUGAUGAAGAAAACGGUUGACCAGGGUGCCGAGUUUGUUUCUUAUGAUCCCAUCAAGGGAGAGUGGAAGUUCAGGGUGAACCACUUUUAGUCAAUACAUGUAUAUAUAAGUGGUGGUGUUCUUUUAAUUUAUUUAUUUUUCCUGAGUUGGGUGCAUGUAUGAAUCGCUCUAGGUUUUUGAUACUCUUCUCUCCUUGUACUACUUUGUUUUCCUUUUUAAUUUUUCAGUGUUCGUAAAAUGUUAUCCCAGUACUACUAUUGAUGA
Molecule: messenger RNA, 5767 nt
Organism: Papaver somniferum (opium poppy)
Lineage: Eukaryota; Viridiplantae; Streptophyta; Magnoliopsida; Ranunculales; Papaveraceae
Product: nuclear pore complex protein NUP98A-like
Exons: 5
Coding region: 3044-5593 (849 amino acids)
Biological process (GO): RNA export from nucleus; post-transcriptional tethering of RNA polymerase II gene DNA at nuclear periphery; protein import into nucleus
Cellular component (GO): nuclear pore cytoplasmic filaments; nuclear pore
Molecular function (GO): structural constituent of nuclear pore
Source: RefSeq, a predicted model, not a curated record